AUGUCUGUUCAGAUUUUAGGAGAUCAGGCCACUGAGGAAAGGGCUGAAAAUGCCCGUAUGUCAGCAUUUGUUGGUGCGAUAGCUGUGGGUGACUUGGUUAAGUCGACAUUGGGUCCAAAGGGUAUGGACAAGUUAUUACAAAGUUCAUCAGACAUUGGAAAAUCAAUGAUAACAAAUGAUGGGGCUACAAUUUUAAAAUCUAUCCCAUUGGAUAAUCCUGCGGCCAAAGUUUUAGUGAAUAUUGCCAAGGUUCAAGAUAAUGAAGUGGGUGACGGAACAACUUCUGUGACCGUUUUGAGUUCUGAAUUAUUGAAAGAAGCUGAAAAGUUGAUUGAGAGAAAGAUUCAUCCCCAAACUAUCAUCGAAGGUUACAGAAUAGCACGUAAUGUGGCUCUUGAGGCAUUGGAAAAAGCUUCUGUGAACAAUGGUUCCAAUGCAGAACUUUUCAGAAAAGAUUUAGUUAACAUUGCAAGAACCACUCUUUCAUCGAAGAUCUUAUCACAAGAUAAAGAGUUCUUCUCGAACUUAGCCGUUGAUGCUAUUUUGAGAUUAAAGGGCUCAACUGAUUUGAACAAUAUUCAAAUCAUCAAGAAGGCUGGUGGAAAGUUGUCUGAUUCUUUCUUAGAUGAGGGUUUUAUCUUGGAGAAGAAGUUUGGUAUUAACCAGCCAAAGAGAAUUGAAAAUGCAAAAAUCUUGAUCGCCAAUACCUCCAUGGAUACUGACAAGGUCAAGGUAUUUGGGGCAAAAUUUAAAGUUGAUUCAACUGCUAAGUUGGCUGAUUUAGAAAAGGCUGAGAAAGUUAAAAUGAAGAACAAGGUUGAUAAGAUCAAGAAAUUUGGCAUCAAUGUGUUCAUUAACAGACAACUCAUCUACGAUUAUCCAGAACAAUUGUUUACUGAUGCCAAGAUUAACUCAAUUGAACAUGCUGACUUCGAUGGUGUUGAUAGAUUGGCAUUGGUGACAGGUGGUGAGGUGGUAUCUACGUUUGAUAAUCCCGAAAGAGUGAAAUUGGGCCAGUGUGAUUUAAUCGAAGAAGUUUUGAUAGGCGAAGAUGUUUUCAUAAAGUUCUCAGGGGUUGCAGCUGGAAAAGCAUGUACUAUAGUCUUGAGAGGUGCUACUGAACAGGGAUUGGAUGAGGCUGAACGUUCAUUGCACGAUGCAUUAUCUGUGUUGUCCCAAACUACAAGAGAAACCAAAACUUGUUUGGGAGGUGGCUGUUCAGAAAUGAUCAUGUCUAAGGCAGUUGACCAAGCUGCAGCUAAUGAGACUGGUAAGAAGGCUCUCGCAAUUGAAGCAUUCGCCAGGGCCUUGAGACAAUUACCUACCAUCUUGGCCGAUAAUGCCGGUUUUGAUUCUUCAGACUUGGUCACGAAGUUAAGAUCUGCCAUUUACAAUGGCAUGACUACUUCAGGCUUGGAUUUGUAUAAGGGAGUUGUUGCUGAUAUGAGGGACAUGGGAAUUGUUGAGUCUUUCAAAUUGAAAAGGGCUGUUGUUUCAUCUGCUGCAGAAGCUUCUGAAGUGUUGUUAAGAGUUGAUAACAUUAUCCGUGCUAAACCUCGUACAGCUGAUAGAAACCAUUGA
Suhomyces tanzawaensis NRRL Y-17324 is the source of this 1581-nucleotide messenger RNA. RefSeq names its product chaperonin-containing T-complex subunit (gene CCT2). Gene Ontology annotation, molecular function: ATP hydrolysis activity; ATP-dependent protein folding chaperone; ATP binding. The transcript has a single exon. The record is from RefSeq and is a predicted model, not a curated record. NCBI's taxonomy places the organism in Eukaryota, Fungi, Ascomycota, Pichiomycetes, Serinales, Debaryomycetaceae. Gene Ontology annotation, biological process: protein folding. Gene Ontology annotation, cellular component: chaperonin-containing T-complex; cytosol. Bases 1 to 1581 code for a protein of 526 amino acids.